AUGUCAUUUGAUAACAAUCUUGAAGGAUUUAAUACUUGCCAAAAGAUGUGGUACUUUUUCUGGAAUCCAUCAGUUGGAAGUUUUACGACCCAAGUCCCGUGCCAUGAGUCUCACGGAAAUCAAUUCUCCUGUUAUGCACAAGCUGUUGCUAUGCAUGCAAUUGCAGACUCCGCAUCAGUAAAUAAAGAUAUGACUAUUCCGAUUGUUGAUAAGGCGAUCAAAUCGACCUUAAAGUAUAGAAAUCCCAAAUACGGCGCAUACUCGGUGGAUUUCCAUGGCGGAAUCAACUCCGGUGACGAAGAUAUCAAUUAUGACGAUAAUGCCCAUCUGUUGCGAGCCCUUAUUGAACUAUAUGAAGCCACACAGAACAGAAAUUAUAUGAACAUGUGCAAAGAACUUAUGAAGUUUCUGUACACUGGGAUCAUUGAGCACCAGAUCUGGCAUGUACCAGGCUUAAAAUGGCACAUAACUAAGCCUUAUAUGAACACAAUAUCGAACUCCGUUUCUGCUAUUGGCGCUAUGCGCAUGAUACCAUAUGCUGAAAAUCAGCAGGAAGAGCAAAAGUUGUACGAGUUUGCCAAGAUCUGUAUCAAUUUCGUUUGGAAUAAGCUCCUCGAUCCAAGUGAUGACAUCAUCAUGGAUGGUGUCGGAUGGGAUUCUGAAAAUUUGGAUAUCACCAAGUAUAGCUACAACCAAGGCACAACUCUAAGUGCUAUUUGUUUGUUGUACAAGUACGAUCAUAACCCUGAAUGGAAAGAAAAGGCAAUCCGGUUAGUUGAUGGAUGCAUUAACCCUAGCAAGACUCUAUUUGAUCGUGAUUACAAGGAAUACGACAAAAGGUUCUUACAAGGUGUCAGCUAUUUUAACCAGCUACUGAUUGAAGGGGUGGUUGAUUUUAUC
Molecule: messenger RNA, 900 nt
Organism: Pichia membranifaciens NRRL Y-2026
Lineage: Eukaryota; Fungi; Ascomycota; Pichiomycetes; Pichiales; Pichiaceae
Exons: 1
Biological process (GO): carbohydrate metabolic process
Source: RefSeq, a predicted model, not a curated record